CUCGCUGCGGGAGCGAUGCUCAUGCGCUUUCCCAGCUCGCCCACCUCCAACGUUUCACAGCCGACACACCUGUCCGAGGACGCUGCAGACGACCCUGGCGCGACAAACGAUACCCAACUGUAUUCUCACGACUCCGACUUGGUCGCUAGACACUCCUGCCAGGCGGCACACCACUCCUUAACACGCGCCUAGACUCUCCCUCAAGUUGACAUGGUGGACGACAAGUAUAUAGGGCUGACACUCGCAGUAUCAAGCUCACUCGCUAUUGGAACCAGCUUCAUCAUCACGAAAAAGGGCUUGAACGAUGCAAGCAACCGGUCCACGUAUUCGCAAGUUUCGGACAACUACGCGUACCUCAGAAAUCCUAUUUGGUGGGCGGGGAUAUCAACAUUAAUUCUAGGAGAAAUCGCCAAUUUUGCUGCAUACACAUUUGCCCCGCCAAUAUUGGUUACACCAUUAGGCGCACUCAGUGUCAUCAUUGGCGCCAUCCUAGCGUCUUUCUUGCUAGAUGAAGAACUUGGACACCUUGGGCGUGUCGGUUGCGCACUAUGUCUGCUUGGGUCGCUCAUCAUCGUGCUCCACGCUCCAGAAGACAAGGAGAUCAAGACAGUGGACGAGAUCUUACACUACGCUUUGCAGCCCGGCUUCCUGAUGUACUGCUUCACUGUGCUGGUGUUCAGUGUAGUGAUGAUCUAUGCCGUUGUCCCCAAGUACGGUCGGUCCAACCCGCUGGUGUACAUCUCGAUAUGCUCGGUAGUCGGUUCUGUGUCCGUAAUGGCUAUCAAGGGAUUCGGCGUCGCGGUCAAGCUCACGUUCGCGGGGAACAAUCAAUUUACGCACGUGAGCACAUACGUGUUCGGCAUCACCGUAGCAGGCUGUAUUCUCGUGCAAAUGAACUACUUCAACAAGGCACUGGAUACGUUUUCGACAAACGUCGUGAACCCCAUGUACUAUGUCGGCUUCUCGACAGCCACUAUCGUCGCCUCCGUCAUUCUGUUCCAGGGGUUCAACACGGAUGACCCCGCGAACUCUAUCUCUCUUCUCGCCGGCUUCAUCACUACCUUCCUCGGCGUCCAUCUCCUCGAAAUUUCUCGGAAACCCGAGUCAUUACCUACCGUCGCCAACGGCCACGGCCACUCCGCACUCGAAAGCGGGAUCAUGAACCCCCGCCUGAGCCUCCAAGGCCGCGUAUCGAUCGACGGCUGGGGCGGCGCGGCGGGCACACCGGCCGGAGGCGUCAACGCGCCGCAUAGCGCGCGACACGGGCGACAGAACUCCGCGGGGCUGCGCUCCGCGACGCUGUUCAACGCGCUCGACGAGGAAGACGAGAUCACGGACAACGUCGGGCUCGCGCGGCUGCCGCAGGCAGUCGGCGACGAAGACGACGACGACGACGAGCUGGAGCAUGCGGACGAACGGACUCGUUUGCGCUACUACCCGGACGAGCGGCGGCAUGGCUCGCGGAGCCCCGGCAGCCGACACGCGUCGCCGCGGUGACGUGGGCGAGUGUCUGUCUAACUCUCUGUGUCUCUUGUUGUAUAGCUCUUCGACCGCGGACUAAAACUUACGAUAUACAACACUACUAUUCGUGUGUACUUUGGGGACUAUCUAUGAGUUUUGAUGGUUCA
Messenger RNA from Rhodofomes roseus, 1628 nucleotides. Its product is annotated as DUF803-domain-containing protein. Gene Ontology annotation, cellular component: membrane. NCBI's taxonomy places the organism in Eukaryota, Fungi, Basidiomycota, Agaricomycetes, Polyporales, Fomitopsidaceae. The transcript has 7 exons. Gene Ontology annotation, biological process: magnesium ion transport. The record is from RefSeq and is a predicted model, not a curated record. Gene Ontology annotation, molecular function: magnesium ion transmembrane transporter activity. The coding region runs from base 211 to 1497 and encodes 428 amino acids.